Molecule: messenger RNA, 3197 nt
Organism: Trichoplusia ni (cabbage looper)
Lineage: Eukaryota; Metazoa; Arthropoda; Insecta; Lepidoptera; Noctuidae
Exons: 3
Coding region: 312-2606 (764 amino acids)
Source: RefSeq, a predicted model, not a curated record
AGAGAGGAAAUAAUUACAUAUAUAAUUCUGUUCGCAUAUGCCACAGACACUUUGAAGAAUAUUAUAAAUCACCGAGUAAACUUUUGACCAGAAAUGCAAUACCUACAUUGAAUUUGGGUAUGUAUUUUUACUAAUUUCUGGUUUACUUUUUUGUUUAGCAUGGUUACAAAACAACUAUAGUAAAAUUUUAUGUAUACGUGUUAAAAAUUUGUAUGUUAAACAGCUGGCGGCAGCUAGUGUUUCAAUAUUGUUGUACAUUCUAAUAUGCAAAUAUUUUAUUUACAGACUCGACACAAAAUCCACAAAUAAAUAUGCCAUUGACACAAAGUCCACAAAUGACUAUGCCAUUGGCUGAGCAAUAUCUUGUUGGAGAUGAACCAGCAUCAGCAUCAAUUUUAUCAAGAGCCACUGAAAAAUGCUUUAAGAAGCGAGAAUCAAGUGCAAUCAAAAAGCUCACGCGAAAACUGCAUGAAAUGCGCCAAAAGUGCAAAAUGCAAUCAAAAAAAAUUCGCUUUGCGAAAAAAUUGACUUUGUCAAAAUCAUUUCUUACAACUAUAGAGAAAUUACCUGAUGCAGCACAAAUUUUUAUUAAGUUGCAGUUAAAAGGCACUAAGAAACCGAGAGGAAGACGAUACACCAGAAAUGAAAAAAUAAUGGCCUUGUCCAUCUACAAGCAGAGUCCUAAAGCAUAUAACCUUUUGAAGAAAAUGUUUAUAUUACCUUCAAAACGUUGUUUGCAAAAAAUUCUAAGUUCAUUCCAAAUGAAACCAGGCAUCAAUGCUGAAAUAUUAGAAAAUUUAAAAAAGCAAGUGCAGCACAUGACAGCAGAAAAAAGAUUAGUUAAUUUAUUGUUUGAUGAAGUGUCAUUAGCGCCUGGGAUGGUUUAUAAUGACUUUUUAAAUGAAAUUAUUGGUUUCCCUGAUGAUGGCAGUAAAAAAGCAAAGGACAUUGCGGAUCGUGCCCUGGUUUUUAUGAUAAAGGGCAUUAAAAGUAAAACAAAACAGCCCAUACUAUUUAUAUUCACAAAAAGUGGAAUAAAAAAGCAGGAAUUAAAAGAUUUAUUAAUAGAAACCAUCAAAAGUGUUAAUAGUACAGGUUUAAAGGUGGUUUCAGCAAUAUGCGACCAAUGUCCUACAAAUGUUGCAGUGAUAAGGGAAUUAAGAGAAGAAACACAAAAAAAAUAUGCCGUUGAAGGGAAACCAACGCAAACAACGUUUUUUGAGGUUGAUAACACAAAAGUCUUUCCAUUGUUUGAUACACCCCACUUAUUAAAGGGUGUCAGAAAUAAUUUAUUGAAUAAAGACGCAAAAUUUAUGCUUAAUGGACAAGAGAGAUGGGCAAAAUGGGAACACCUGAAAAUGUUACUGGCCAUUGAUGUUGGAGAUGAUGAAAUUCGUCUCGUUAAUAAGUUGACUGAAAGUCUCAUAAAUAAAGAAAAAUUAAAAAAAAUGAAGGUUAAAUUAGCUGCCCAAGUAUUUAGCCAAAGAGUUUCAUCAGCGCUUCGGUUUUCAGGAAAACAUGGAAUUUUGCCGGCAGAAUGCGAGGGAACCGCUGAUUUUCUUUUAAUAUUCGAUAAAUUAUUUGAUUCUUUUAAUGGUCAUUCCUAUCAAGAUGAUUCAAAAAUGUACAAGAGUUGUGUGAAAAAGAAUUCCCCUCACUUCCAACUAUGGGAUGAUUUACUCCCUACAUUAGAAUCAAUUAGAUUUAAAUCAAUCAGUAAAAAAAAUGGUAUUGAUCAAAUUAAAUAUGAGAUGAUUCCUUCAAUAAAGAAUUGGAUACUUAAUAUAAAAACUUUUAAGGAAAUGUGGGAGUAUUUAUCAUCCAAUUAUAAAAUAACAAAUUUAAUCACAAGAAAUUUUAAUCAAGAUCCAUUAGAAAACUUUUUUAGUAGUAUUAGAAGCAAUGGUGUUAGAAACAUAAAUCCAAAUUGCUAUCAAUUUAUUAAUGCAUAUAAAACAUUGAUUGUUAAUAAUUAUAAUUCACCACAUUCUGCAGGUGCCAAUUGUGAAGAAGAUUAUAAUUCAGUUAUGCAAUCAUUAUCAUGUCUAAUCGGAAGCAAUCGGGCUGAUUCAAAUACUGUUGAUUUUGCAUGUAACAUUGAUUCCUUGCUUAGUGUGAUGACGGAAAUAAAAAAUAAUGAUUCUCUAUUGCAUGCUGAAUCGAAAAAAUAUGUAACAGGGUAUGUAAUUAAGAAAUCAAAGACAAAAGUUUUCAAAAGUUGUACUAAUUGUGUGAAUAAUUUGUGUAGAUCUAGUGCUGAUUUGGAAUCGUUUAAUUAUGAAAUUGAUUAUACAAAAAGAUCAUUAUUUCACCCAAGUGACAAAUUUAUAGAUUUAAUGAAUAAUAUGUAUUAUGUGAUUGUUGCAUGUCUUCGCAAUAACCCAACAUCAAAAUGUUUAAAGGAUGAAAUCAAGUUUUACAUUGAUUGUGCAUGUGAUUUUAAUAUAAUAACUUGUAGGAAACAUAAAGGUGAUUUGAUUGAUUUCAUUAUUAAUCUUUCAAUUAAAUUGAUUGUACAUAGUUGGUGUUUGGGGGUAAACAGAUUAUUAAAUGGAAAAACUAGAUGUUUUGAUAGGAAUGACCAAAUAAAAGAAAAAGUAACUUAAAAAAAUGUUUUUAUUUAUUUUUUAGCCCUGGAUCGUUUAAUAAAUCAGUAAAUGAUUGAAAAUACAACUAUUUACUUUUAGUUUAGUUCAGUUCAUUAUUAUUGUUGUAUUUUUGAUCAUUUAAUGAUUUUUUUAUUCAAAAUGACUACGUAACUCUGGUACUACUAGCGCCACCUAUAGCGCUGUUACCCAGUUUGCGCGCCAUCUAGCGUGUGGGGAAAUAUAGUUUUCUGAAUUUUGGCUCUCAGAGUGGCGUAUCUAUACCAGUAUUAGUGUAUAAUCUAUGCCAUAUACCGAGCACAAAUUAUGUUGUUGGUGGUUUUCCCCGCCACCUCGCGGGAAUUUUUUUAAAUUUUUUCGCAAAAUUUUUACUCUUAUGUACUGGACAUAAGGGUAAAAAAAGUAAACCCAAUCAUAUCCUAAGCAUUUAGCUUACUUAGAGGGGUUAACAAGAAUAAUAGUAAUUUGUGGCCCAAAUAGCAUAUUACCUUCUUUAUUUUUUUUUAUAAAUAACAGAUAUUCAUCGACAAAAAUCCAGACCGGAACAUAUCGCUACUUCAAUUCAAAAUUAACACAAAUUUAAAUUAUACG